AUGGUGACCUUCCAACCAAAAGGUGUGCAAGACGGACGGGAAAGGGUCAAUGAGCCCUCUCCCAAGCUUCGGCCCCGAGUGGUUUACUUCCAAGCUGCCCGGAACCCUCCCACCACAUCCCUUGCCUGCCUGCGCAUUUGGCUUCCCCCCUGCCCCUCCAGGGCUGAUAGCCCAGAUGCCGGAGCUGGCAACGGUGUCCCCCAGGGUGGCAGCCAUGGUGGCAGAGGCCCUCCGCAGAGGCCCUCCGGGCUCCACCCUCACCACCCCAGGGAUGCCGCCACCCCCACAGUCAGUGCUGCCGAUGCCUGUGUGAUGCGGCAGGGCGUCGAUGGUUCCUCGCUGUGGAGGCCCUUGGAUUUCGCGAGCCGCUCCAGCAGUGAACGUUGCCCCUGCAGUCUACGGCAGAAACCUUUGCCGUGUGGCCUGCUAAGGCAGGAAAAGUUGGCUCAGUUGGCUUUCAUCAUCUUUCAUCCCACUUUUCGAAACAUUUUUGUGAAAUCUUUUGGGUAUGGUCCGGCCGUGGACCACACAUGGUGA
Molecule: messenger RNA, 537 nt
Organism: Cladocopium goreaui
Lineage: Eukaryota; Dinophyceae; Suessiales; Symbiodiniaceae
Source: the annotation of a GenBank genome assembly